Messenger RNA from Porites lobata, 4142 nucleotides. The record is from the annotation of a GenBank genome assembly. NCBI's taxonomy places the organism in Eukaryota, Metazoa, Cnidaria, Anthozoa, Scleractinia, Poritidae.
ACCAACAAUCAUGAGACUGGGCUCUACGAAAAUUUUAAGAGAAACAUCAAGGAAAAAGGUUUUUCGAUUUCUGACAAUCAAGGAGGGGGAAACUGCAUGUUUUUGGCCCUUUCGGAACAGCUCCACCUCAAAAAAGGAAUUAAAAUCUCACAAGCAGAGUUACGGCAAACCGUAGUCCAAUAUCUGAAGAAAAACCCUACGCUGGUUAGUGUUUCAGGUUUCUUGACACAAGUUAUUCAAGUCUGUUCAUCCUUGGUUAAAAUAUCAAAAUAUAUCUUAUGGAUUUUAGUUUAUCUAAUUUCAGGUUAGAACGGAAAGUGAGUACAUUCGCGCAUACAUUACUAAGUUUCGUUGACUGCAAUUGAAAUAAUUCUUUUGUAGACUAUUUUGCAAGCAACGAAGGCGGUAGUAUAGCCAGAGCGCGAACAUUCGGUUGCACAAGAUUUAAUGUUAAGCAUGCACCACGAAACCUCAUCAUCAGAGCGUGCCCCGGGUUACUGAAGCAUAUUUUUCUUUUCCUUUUAGGCAAUCUUUCCAUUCCAAUUGAUUGAGUCUAAGGCACUUUAUGUAGUAAUCGCAUUUCAGCCGAAAGAGCACAGCUCCCUGAAAAAGCAUUUAAAAUCCCUACCCCCCCCCCCCCCAACCCCCGUCGAAUAUCUAAAAGAGCAUUUUUUUCAAUGCAAACCAAAAAUAGCCAGUAAUAAUACAGAGCUGGCCUUUUUUUCCAAAGAGAAUGUUGACUGUAACUCGGUACGCAUGCUGAUAUGAAAAACUUCAAGUCCCGUUACCGAGAUCCUCGUUGAAUAAACCGAGAAAUCUGUAACCGAGCAAUCCUACCUUCUCAUGUAAACCCCUACCAAUCCCUCCCUUUCUUUAAAAGUUGUGAGGCAUUUAGAAGCACGGCUGUGCUCUUUGUAGGAGCUUUACUGAACUACAGUAUUUUUUUUCUCACAGCCGGAUGGUACAGAGCUCUUUCAUUUCGUCGACGGAUAUUCAUCUUGGGAUGCGUACCUCACACGCAUGAUGGCAGAUGGUACAUUGGGUGAUCACGUGAUCCUCCAUGGUACAGCAAACCUCUUUAAAACAUGCAUUCACGUGAUAAGCAGUCAUCACGAUGAAGUAAUGAUCUGCCCAGAGUAUGAUGCUAGCACCCGCCUUGUACUGGGUCACGUGCAUGAGCCUCACUAUGUCAGUCUUAUUCCACAUAAAGGAGGUAAAGAUGUUUGAUGUUACCCAGUAAACAAUCCCUUUUCCCGAAAUAAAAAAAAAACAUUUAUAAGUCGGUGUUAGUGAGUCGAUCUUCGAGUAUUCGUUGCAGAUUUAGCGCGCUUAUUUUAAAAACAAACAAGCUAUGUAAAAUAUUUUGCCGCUUUGGAAAUUGCAUAUUUAAGUUAAACCCGACCAGGUAAGUUUCAGCCAGGAGCAGCUGGGAAAAAUAAUUUUCUUCACUCUUCUUUUAUGGAACUGUUGCUGAAGUUUCCUGUGCUCUUGCUCGAAAAUGUGAAUCAGUUAACUCGUAAUUUUUACUUGGAAGAAAACCUUGUUCCUUUUUGCCCGACCUUUUCCAAAAGGUAAUUAUCUCUGUUGAGUAUUUGGCGAGAACAGAGUGCAAACUGAAACGAUGUAAUUCAAUGUGCAGCGAAAUGCGAACUUUGACAGAAACACAUUUUACCUACCUUCACAAGAUCUUCAAAUUUUCCCGCCUAAACCCAAAAAGAACGGUAGGUAAAACAUUGUGCGCAGUGUAAAAAAAACAAAAAAAAAAAAGGAUGGUUUGCUUUCUUUAACUAUUUUAAUAGAUUUCUUUCAAAUCGCUGAGUAUUUGACUCUUUUUGUUUUAAACGGUAUCUCGUGUCUGAUUUUAUUGCUAGCAAUUAUUAGUCGCGUGUUUAAUCAAUUGAUCCUUAUUAAGUUAUUUGUUUUAUAAUAAUACGUCAAUAUGCUCCCUUGAGGUUUUUCCUGUGGAGCUAAUUUGUAUUUAACUUUACAUAAAACGGAGAAAACAGUUCUGUAAUAGUCAGACAAAAUUGAAAUAGAGAGGUUUUAGCCCCACUUUGUGUAUAUGUGCGAGUGUUUUGUUUAUAUAUCCUGGUUUUAGCGCUAAAUAAGAAGACGUAAACUUAUUGAAAUAAAGACUUUUCAACUCCACUUUCUGUAUGUGUUUUGUUUAUAUAUCUGAGUUUUAGCGCUAAAUAAGAUAUGGGAAGCCGUUUCUUGCGUUACUAGGUGAUCGCUUCUCUUAUUCCUAUUUUCCUUUUAAUAGACGGUCCGAAAACCGGGCUCAAGUUACUUACCGGGCAAGUCUAGGCAAGCCUAUUGUUCCUAUUGUACUAGAGUGACGCUCAUUAGUAAACCUAUACCGAAUUAGUAUGCAGGAAGACACUGACUAGGCACUUAAUUAGUAUGGAGGAACAAAUUUUUUCUCUAGGAUAAAACAAUGGGUGACGUCAUAGACUCGACCCUUAUGCUUAUUAAUUAAGGGAACGCACACGGAAUGCAAAGGGAACGCACCAAGGAGGUUAAGUUUCAACAUAGUAUACUACUGCUGUGUCCGGGUAUACUUUCUUGUAGGUCUUAGUACUAUUGUUCUGCUGUAGAUCCUUAUAUGAUUGUGUGUCCAUUUUGUAAAUAUAUUUGUAUAUAUAUAUAUAUAUAUAUAUUUUUUUUUACUGGUAAAAUUCAAGCGCAUUAUAGACCUUACUUAGAAAAUUAAACUGAAAGAAACAGCACCGUUGUUCUCGAUUAGCAGAAAUAUUUUUCUUUAGAUGAAGAGGCGAAGAAGCCAGGCUUACUCAUCUUACUAGCUCCUUAUCUCUUCAAAGAGAAUCAAAAGUUUUUAUAUUGUUCUUUCUAUUAACAGAACUACCAGAGACGUACAUUUUCAAUCUUCGUCGACAAAGAGAACAACAAGCUAAGGAAGAUACCAACAAUCAUGAGACUGGGCUCUACGAAAAUUUCAAGAGAAACAUCAAGGAAAAAGGUUUUUCGAUUUCUGACAAUCAAGGAGGGGGAAACUGCAUGUUUUUGGCCCUUUCGGAACAGCUCCACCUCAAAAAAGGAAUUAAAAUCUCACAAGCAGAGUUACGGCAAACCGUAGUCCAAUAUCUGAAGAAAAACCCUACGCUGGUUAGUGUUUCAGGUUUCUUGACACAAGUUAUUCAAGUCUGUUCAUCCUUGGUUAAAAUAUCAAAAUAUAUCUUAAGGAUUUUAGUUUAUCUAAUUUCAGGUUAGAACGGAUAGUGAGUACAUUCGCGCAUACAUUACUAAGUUUCGUUGACUGCAAUUGAAAUAAUUCUUUUGUAGACUAUUUUGCAAGCAACGAAGGCGGUAGUAUAGCCAGAGCGCGAACAUUCGGUUGCACAAGAUUUAAUGUUAAGCAUGCACCACGAAACCUCAUCAUCAGAGCGUGCCCCGGGUUACUGAAGCAUAUUUUUCUUUUCCUUUUAGGCAAUCUUUCCAUUCCUAUUGAUUGAAUCUAAGGCACUUUAUGUAGUAAUCGCAUUUCAGCCGAAAGAGCACAGCUCCCUGAAUAAGCAUUUGAAAUCCUUACCCCCCCAACCCCCGUCGAAUAUCUAAAAGAGCAUUUUUUUCAAUGCAAACCAAAAAUAGCCAGUAAUAAUACAGAGCUGGCCUUUUUUUCCAAAGACGAUGUUGACUGUAACUCGGUACGCAUGGUGAUAUGAAAAACUUCAAGUCCAGUUACCGAGAUCCCCGUUGAAUAAACCGAGAAAUCUGUAACCGAGCAAUCUUACCUUCUCAUGUAAAACCCUACCAAUCCCUCCCUUUCUUUAAAAGUGGUGAGGCAUUUAGAAGCACGGCUGUGCUCUUUGUAGGAGCUUUACUGAACUACAGUAUUUUUUUUCUCACAGCCGGAUGGUACAGAGCUCUUUCAUUUCGUCGACGGAUAUUCAUCUUGGGAUGCGUACCUCACACGCAUGAUGGCAGAUGGUACAUUGGGUGAUCACGUGAUCCUCCAUGGUACAGCAAACCUCUUUAAAACAUGCAUUCACGUGAUAAGCAGUCAUCACGAUGAAGUAAUGAUCUGCCCAGAGUAUGACGCUAGCACCCGCCUUGUACUGGGUCACGUGCAUGAGCCUCACUAUGUCAGUCUUAUUCCACAUAAAGGAGGUAAAGAUGUUUGA